Molecule: messenger RNA, 915 nt
Organism: Orbilia oligospora ATCC 24927
Lineage: Eukaryota; Fungi; Ascomycota; Orbiliomycetes; Orbiliales; Orbiliaceae
Exons: 4
Coding region: 1-915 (304 amino acids)
Biological process (GO): nucleoside metabolic process
Cellular component (GO): cytosol
Molecular function (GO): S-methyl-5-thioadenosine phosphorylase activity
Source: RefSeq, a predicted model, not a curated record
AUGUCUCUCCCAGAAACCUACGAUUCCCCCGUCUCCCUCGCCAUCAUCGGCGGAACCGGCAUCUCCCGUCUCGACGGCUUCAAAUCCGUCGCCUCCCUCAAAAUCACAACACCAUGGGGUUCUCCAUCCUCACCAGUCAUAAUCCUCGAAACCCCUUCCGGAGCACCAGUAGCCUUCAUAUCCCGUCACGGUCUUCACCAUGAGUACACACCAUCCGAAGUACCCUCUCGUGCGAAUAUCGCUGCAUUGAGAAGUAUUGGUGUUCGUACUAUCAUUGCUUUCUCAGCGGUUGGAAGUUUGAGGGAGGAAAUCCCUCCUAGGGAUUUUGUUAUUCCUACGCAGAUUAUCGAUCGGACUAAGGGUAUUCGACCGGCGACGUUCUUUGAUGGUGGGGUCGUGGCGCAUGUGGGAUUUGCGGAUCCAUUUGAUGAACGGGUUGGGAAGAUUAUUAAGGCUUCCGAGGGGGCGUUGGACGGUGGUGCGAAGAUCCACGAGGGGAAGACGUUGGUUUGUAUGGAGGGACCACAGUUCUCGACAAGAGCUGAGUCGAAGAUGUACCGCUCAUGGGGAGGCGAUAUCAUCAACAUGUCUGUCCUACCGGAAUCAAAACUCGCUAAGGAGGCUGAAAUACACUAUGCAAUGAUCUGUAUGGCAACAGAUUAUGAUUGCUUCAGAGAUGAUGCUCCACCCGUCAAUGUUCCGGAAGUUUUGGCUCACAUGGCAGCUAAUGCUGUUAACGCUCAACGUCUGAUUGGAGCCUUGCUGGUAGAAUUGGUCAAGGAGGAACACGGUGAUUUACUGUCGGGUCAGGCACUCAAGGAAUCCUCGAAAUGGUCUAUUUGCACAAAGCCAGAAGGGAUCAGCAAGGAGGCUAAGGAGAAGUUGGGGUUCUUGUUCCCAGAGUGGAGCCUGUAG